Messenger RNA from Pestalotiopsis fici W106-1, 1602 nucleotides. RefSeq lists its product as uncharacterized. Gene Ontology annotation, molecular function: alpha-1,2-mannosyltransferase activity. The record is from RefSeq and is a predicted model, not a curated record. Gene Ontology annotation, cellular component: Golgi apparatus; membrane. Gene Ontology annotation, biological process: protein N-linked glycosylation; cell wall mannoprotein biosynthetic process; protein O-linked glycosylation. The coding region runs from base 1 to 1602 and encodes 533 amino acids. Lineage: Eukaryota; Fungi; Ascomycota; Sordariomycetes; Amphisphaeriales; Sporocadaceae. The transcript is spliced from 3 exons.
AUGGCAGACGACUUCCAUCACACCUGGUCGGAAUUUGUCCGAGGACUGAGACGGGGCGGUCUUCGCAACCGACACCCCAUCCUUUUUCGCGUCCUCCAAAUGGUCGCAGCCCUGGCGAUUUGUUGGCUCUUCCUCUAUGCCGUCUCUCCCAGAACCAUGUUUAUUGGAUUGGAGACCGAGAAACCCUUGACUGUCCCCCUUCGAUAUACCCCGCCCGUCCCCCUUGUUAAUUAUCCUCCCACCCAGGUUGGAGAUAAGUCGCCUGUUCAGUGGCUCCGGGAUAACAGCUACAACCAGCCGGUUGGGAAGUUGUCGGCUGAGAACUUGAUCGCUGACAAGCCCAAGCCCAAGGCUGCUCUAAUUGCACUUGUCCGCAACUCGGAGCAGGAUGGCAUGGUUCACUCCAUCCUGCAAGUCGAGGCGCGAUUCAACAGUCGAAAGAUGCACAGAUACGACUGGGUCCUGUUCAACGACGAGCCCUUCUCGGAUGAGUUCAAGGCUGCCAUAACCAAUGCUACCUCCUCGACCGUGCACUUUGAGCAGAUCAAGGCUUCCCACUGGGAUAUACCCGAGUGGAUCGAUGAAUCCCGUUUCAAUGUCGGCCGUGAGUUCCAGGGUGGUAUUGGCGUUGGAAAAGCCUGGUUAAAGAGCUACCACCAGAUGUGUCGUUGGAACUCGGGUCUUUUUGCCCUCGAGGACCGUUUGUUGAGUUAUGACUGGUACUGGCGCGUUGAGCCCGAUGUCCAAUACACCUGUGACAUUAAUUAUGAUGUCUUCAAAUUCAUGAGUGACAACAACAUGGCUUAUGGAUUCAAUAUGGCAAUCCUGGACGACGCCCGAUCCUUCCCUUCCCUGUGGGAGCGCACUCAGACGUUCAAGAAGAACAACGCAAACUUGGUUCACCCUCACGCAGAUAUGCGCUGGCUUCUUCAUGAGACGGAUGAACCCGACCGCAUGGUUCGUGCUGGUGUUGGUUAUCAUGCCACGGCCGGUACCCAGUACAAUAACUGCCAGUUCUAUUCCAACUUCGAGAUCGGUUCCCUCGAAUUUUUCCGCGGCAAGCAACACCGUGCUUAUUUCGAUUAUCUGGAUCACGCAGGUGGUUUCUUCUACGAGAGAUACGGUGAUGCACCCAUCCACACUCUAAGUGUUAGCAUGUUUCUCCCCAAGAGUCGCGUCUGGUUUUUCCGAGACAUAGGCUACGCCCAUGGUCUCUGCGAGAACUGCCCGCCGCAUGUUGCCAAACUGCCUAUGGGCCCUGAAGCCGAUCUGUGGCGUACCAAAACGGCGGAUGUCACGGCCAGUAUGCACAAGGACGAGCAACAACUAGCUCUUGUCAGCAAGGAUUUCGAGCGUCAGGAUAUCAUCCCGGGCCUCGCUUGUGGCUGCACAAUGACCUCGUUCGAUAUGGGUUUCUCAAAGCUGGUUCCCUUCGAGUCCAAGCAGACCAAGCCUAUUGACACCUGCAUUCGCUUGUGGCUCAGAGGUAAAUAUCUGCUGAAGAAGGCUGGCUGGAGCCGCGAAGCAGAGAUCGAGGCAGGCGGCGAUGGCUAUGGAGGAUAUCUCAUCAGCGGACUUGAGGCCAAUCCUGUUGUCCUCUAA